This is a messenger RNA of Rhizoctonia solani, 1713 nucleotides long. RefSeq names its product peptidyl-prolyl cis-trans isomerase, cyclophilin-type protein. NCBI's taxonomy places the organism in Eukaryota, Fungi, Basidiomycota, Agaricomycetes, Cantharellales, Ceratobasidiaceae. Gene Ontology annotation, molecular function: hydrolase activity, hydrolyzing O-glycosyl compounds; peptidyl-prolyl cis-trans isomerase activity. Gene Ontology annotation, cellular component: intracellular membrane-bounded organelle. The transcript has 17 exons. Bases 1 to 1713 code for a protein of 570 amino acids. The record is from RefSeq and is a predicted model, not a curated record. Gene Ontology annotation, biological process: carbohydrate metabolic process; protein peptidyl-prolyl isomerization.
AUGUCGAACCCAUCGAGACCAAUCGUUUUUAUGGAUAUCAACAUUGGGGAAACUCCUGCCGGACGGUUAAAGAUGGAACUAUUUAAUGAUAUUGUACCAAAGACUGCAGAGAAUUUUCGGCAAUUGUGUACUGGGGAACACCGUAUAAACUCUCGUCCUCAGGGCUACAAAGGGGCCACCUUCCAUCGGUGGGUUUGUUACGCAGUUCGCGACUUUAUGGUACAAGGAGGUGACUUCCUAAACGGCGACGGGACGGGCUCGUUCUCAAUAUAUGGUGAUAAAUUCCCGGACGAGAACUUCCAGAUGAAGCACACUGGACCUGGCUUAUUGUCGAUGGCCAAUUCAGGGCCCAAUACUAAUGGAUGUCAGUUUUUCAUCACCGCGGCAGCUUGCGAUUUCCUCGACGGGAAACACGUUGUAUUCGGAAAAGUAAUUGACGGAAUUCUAACACUCCGUAAGAUCGAAAACGUAGCUACAGGUCCCAACAAUCGACCAAAACUCACAGUUAAAAUCACCGGACUUGGGUUCUUGACGGGCCUUGUUGCCUCGCAGUUGGCACUCGUUGCUGCGCAAAACCCAAAAUACACGAUUGCCCAAGACUUCAGUGGGUCUAAAUUCUUCGAUGGCUGGUCCUUUACCAACGGCAAUGACGCAAAGAACUAUGGCAAUGUUGCGUACCUCGCAAAGGAUGUGGCUAUGGCACAGCAGUUGGUUUAUCUCAAUGCAGCUGGUAAUGCUAUUAUUAAGGUGGAUAAUACCACAGUAGGAAGCCCUCAGGAUCCGGCAUACGGACGUGCGUCGGUCAAGAUGAACACCACUGAGCCCUUCACCAAGGGAAGCCUUGUCGUUAUGGACGCUCUUCACUUUCCGUAUGGUUGCUCUGUCUGGCCAGCUUAUUGGAGCCAGGGUAGCCCCGAGAACGAAUGGCCGCGCUUCGGUGAAAUUGAUAUCGUCGAGAAUGUUAACCUGGCCCCUGUCAAUCAAAUGUCUCUUCACACUAGCCAAGGAUGCACCCUGGCCUCAGACACGCAAGUCACUGGAAGGAUUGUCUCCAACGACUGCUACAAUAACACCAAUGGGAACCAAGGUUGUAUCAUUCAAAUGCCGGAUAAUUCCUUUGGGGAAAGUUUUGCUAGAAAUGGAGGAGGCGUCUAUGCUGUUGAGUGGUCAUCCACUGGCAAUGGAAUUCGCGCCUGGUUUUUCCCCAGGAGUUCGAUUCCUGCCGAUUUAACCAGUGCCAACCCCAACCCAAGCACUUGGGGUACCCCAACCGCGGCCUGGCCCGAGAGUGGAUGCGAUACGAGCAAGUUCUUUGGUCCUCAGACCUUGAUCAUUAACAUUUCGAUUUGUGGCGCAUACGCCGGUGCGACCAGUGUUUUCGAGUCUACCUGUCCCAAUCAAGGUUCCUGUCUCGACCUGGUUCGCAACCCUCGCAACUAUGAUAACGCCUACUUUGAGAUCGCUUAUGUCCGUAUUUAUUCUGAGUACGCCUUUAGUUUCAAUGUCUUGGACAAUAGCUCAUCGGUUUGGAACAAUUCUAGCGGCACAUCUAGCACUAUUACCUCCACUAGUCAGUCUGGCUCUGCCACCAAGACCCAGUCCGGAGCCAAUGCUACAGGGACUACCGGAUCCACCAACGGUGCGAUCUAUCAUUCUGCAGGAUUCAUCCCAGCCGCGCUUUCUCUUAUUGCUGGUGCAUGGAUUUCUGCUUAG